AUGGCUCGCACUCCCGCAGCUCCCUGGGACCAGCUGCGUCGUUGGAUCGACCAGCAAGAAGCCUGGGAGAGGAACAAUGGCCAAACAGCCAGGCUGAGCCAAAGGCAGUCGGCAGCCAUUAGCGAACUCGUCUCCGCGGUCUCGGAGCCGGACAUUGGCACCGAGAACUACAUGACCCAGCUGAACAACGAGCUACAGGCCAAGCAGAUACCACACCCCAAAUGGCACGAUGAGGAAGUAGCUCAACCAGGGACAGAGGGCUCCCCCAGCACCCUAUUGUGGCGGUCCGUCUGCACAGUCCAAGGCUAUGGGAGGUUCCCUCGUGCUGGCCAUGGCUACUCUCACAACCAUAGGCCCUGCUUCCAGAACAAGAAGAAAGCAAAGCAGUUUGCUGCCCAACAGGCUCUUGCGGCUCUACGUGGUACGUCUGCUUCUUCUAGUUACAAUGAGAGUAGCGCAGGAGGCCCAAGCCCACCCUUGUCAAGGUCGUCGUCCAUGGGCAACCUGUCCGGGGCGGCUUCACCUAUCCCAGGCGCCCAAGAGACGAGAGCGUCGUCCAACCCGGGGUUGAACAAGGUCAAGGUUGAAGACGCUUACGACUCUCCUGCGUUUACAUAUGGGACGAGUGCGGGCCCGUCGUCCUCUCCCUCCUCACGGGGCGAGAAAGACAAAGAAAUUGACAAGCGUAUCAUUUGGCUGACUGGUCGCCUCAAUUUGGAGCAUCCGGAUUAUAACAUCGGGUGGGAUGCUUCGACCGAACUCUUCCACGGGAGAUUGCGCUUGAAGCCUAGUUACAAAGGCGCCGACCUUGGUUCCGUAAGGAACAUGCCAAAUCAACUGGCAGUGAAGAAGAAGUUGAACGAGCUGCUACUUGCUUGGCUGGAGAAGGAAAAUAAGGAUAGAGAGGAGACCUUGGAUUUCAUAAAUGGUAGAGGAUUACACUAG
This is a messenger RNA of Clonostachys solani, 945 nucleotides long. The record is from the annotation of a GenBank genome assembly. NCBI's taxonomy places the organism in Eukaryota, Fungi, Ascomycota, Sordariomycetes, Hypocreales, Bionectriaceae.